Molecule: messenger RNA, 1343 nt
Organism: Sorex fumeus (smoky shrew)
Lineage: Eukaryota; Metazoa; Chordata; Mammalia; Eulipotyphla; Soricidae
Gene: NAXD
Product: NAD(P)HX dehydratase
Exons: 10
Coding region: 8-1000 (330 amino acids)
Biological process (GO): metabolite repair
Molecular function (GO): ATP-dependent NAD(P)H-hydrate dehydratase activity
Source: RefSeq, a predicted model, not a curated record
GUGGCCGAUGGCUGGCGGGGCCGUGUGGGUAGUGGCGCGGGGCUGCCGGCGAGUUUUGGAAAGAGGGUUUUCUCUGCGUGCAGCACGGCCCGCCGCAAGCAUGGAGAGUGCCGAACGGCUGGUGAGGGGACUUGUCCCUGCUCUGACCCACGACAAGCACAAGGGCAUGGACGGCAGAAUCGGCGUCGUGGGGGGCUGCCAGGAGUAUACUGGUGCCCCAUACUUCGCGGCGAUCUCAGCCCUCAAAGUGGGUGCAGACCUGUCCCACGUGUUCUGUGCCCGGGAUGCAGCACCGGUCAUCAAGUCCUACAGCCCUGAGCUCAUCGUGCACCCGGUCCUUGACAGCCCCCAGGCGGUGGGCGAGGUGGACAAGUGGCUCUCGCGGCUGCACGUGCUGGUGGUGGGGCCCGGCCUGGGCAGAGACGACGCACUCCUGGCCAGCGUGAAGGGCAUUCUUGAAGCCUCAAGAGACCGGGACCUCCCUGUGGUCAUCGAUGCGGACGGGCUGUGGCUGGUGGCCCAGCAGCCGGGUCUCAUCCACGGCCGCCGGAACGCCCUGCUCACGCCGAACCACGUGGAGUUCGGCCGGCUCUGGGAGGCCGUGCUGGGGGAGCCCAUGGACAGUGGUGGCGAUGGUCGUGCGGCUGUGCAGAGACUCAGCCAGGCCCUGGGCAACGUGACCGUGGUCCGGAAAGGGGAGCAGGACGUGAUCUCUGACGGCCAGCAGGUGCUCGUGUGCAGCCGGGAGGGCAGUGCCCGCAGGUGUGGCGGCCAGGGCGACCUCCUCUCGGGCUCCCUGGGGGUGCUGGUGCACUGGGCGCUGCUCGCGGGGCCUGAGAAGACCCACAGCUCCAGCCCGCUGCUGCUGGCUGCCCUGGGCGCAUGUGCUCUCACCCGGCAGUGCAGCCGACAGGCCUUCCAGAAGUACGGCCGCGCCACCACGGCCAGUGACAUGGUCGCCGAGAUCGGGGCCGCCUUCCACACGCUCUUUGAGGCCUGAUCCCAAUGCCCAGGAUUGGGUGAGAUCCAGCCCCACACCCAGGCCGCCUGGACUGUGGCAUGUGCGCCGUGUCCCUGUGUGACCCCUCACAGGAGCCGCCCUCCUCAGUUGGGGGUGCUGGGGGCCCGGAGGGCGGGGCCUCGCUUCCUCCUGGACGCCCACCCUGAGGACUAAGGGGCUCGGACCCGCGGCCAUGAGCACGUGGGGCGUCCAAGUGCUGGUUGCCCCCUCUCCCCACCCCAGGAGAUGCAUCUGUCCCUGGAUCCUGGCCUGGGCGUCCAUGCCAGCACCCUUGGAUGCUCAGGGCGCCUGGGCCAUGAGUGAGCCACGUGGCUGCUCCCAG